This is a messenger RNA of Candidula unifasciata, 756 nucleotides long. Lineage: Eukaryota; Metazoa; Mollusca; Gastropoda; Stylommatophora; Geomitridae. The record is from the annotation of a GenBank genome assembly.
AUGGAAUCCUGCUCAAUUCCACGAUCUUCUGGAGAUUCAGAUAUCUCAUCAGCUUCACAUUCUAGAGCCCCGUCACUUCCAAGUUACCUGAUCGUGCAGAGACAGAUGCAGGACGUGCUGCUUGUGCAGAGGGCCGCUGUGGAACAACUGGUCCGGAACAAUAUAGAUGUUCUGAAUGAAAGCAAGACAAGUUUUGACAAAGUUGUGUCAUCGCGGGAUGAAAGGAUGAGAAUGCUGGAGAAAUCUAUCACACAGGAUUAUGUGCCCAAGGUCGAGUAUGAUUCCUUGAGGAUGGAAGUCCAGGAGAAUUGUGUACCCAAAGAAGACCUGGAUACUGUUGAGAAGAAUCUAGAGCAAGAGUAUAAGCAUCGCAGCCAGACGGAGGCCAGGCUUCAGGAAGCACAGGGCAAACUUGAUGCUGCACUUCGUCAAGUUGCAGCUCUGACAAAACAGACACAGGAAGAUCAUUUGAUUUUUCAUACAACAUGUGACAGUCUCAGAGAAGAAAUACUUGAGCUGCAAGCAAGAAAUCAAGAUCUAGAGUCAAGAUUAGCAGAGAAAAGCUGGCUAUGUGAAGAACAGAAGAGCCAGAUUGCACAGCAGCAAGUUGAGAUUGAGGCUCUGCAGAAGAAGCAGCAGAACCAGACAGUUAAGUUGAAGCAGAUGGUUUUGGAGGCUAAUGUAGAGAAGCAGCAAGAGGUCUACCUCAACCAUCUGUUUAGUGGCAAGAAGAACAAUAACAAGAAUUGUUUAUGA